AUGCAGGAGAGCGCCGCCUCGAAAGCCCGGGCGCCUUCGGCCCUAAGGCCUACUGGCGCACGGUGGUUACCGCUCCGCUUCUCCACCUCCGCCUCUACCCCCAACACCUCUACCACCCCCAUCACCACCAUGGAAUCCGUCCCCGGCGACUCCGCGCGGAUCUACGAGCACCUCACGCCCGCGCUCUACGCGUCCGUCUCCGUGCGCGGCGUCGAGCAGUGCACGACGACGCUCGACAUGCUCUUCCGCCACCCGCACCGCGCGCGGCACGUCCGCCGGCUGCGCGUGAGCCCCGACCCGCCCGGCACCGCGCACGACCCCGCGCGCGCGCUGCGCGGGCGCAGGGCGCUCGGCGACGGCUACCGCGCCUCGGCGGCCGUGCGCAAGGCAGCGGUCGCGCUUGAGGUGCUGCACUCGUUCUGGUGGGACGGCGAGGAGCUGCCGCCGAACGACGACAUGUGGUUCGCGCUGCGCGUCUUCUGCACGCGACUUGCCUAUGUUGGGACGACGCUAGGCUCGGUGAUGCCCUCCGCGACGAGCCAUCUUUACGACUUUAGCGACCUCGAGGGGUUCUCCCUCACGUUCAAGAGCGGGUUCUACCUGCAGCAUUUCGCCAUGUCGCGAGGCGCGUGCCAGGACCCGAUCCCAGGCUACCACCGCCUAUGGGAGAUGCUGAUCAAGCGCUGCCCGCGCCUGCGCGAGCUCGUGCUCGACGGGAUCUCGCCCGAAAACCCAGUGGACGCGCACCGGCUGACGCGCGGGCGCUGGCCGCUGCUGCGCAAGCUCGUGCUGGGCGACAUCGUGCUCGACUGGCACAGCGCGGUGAACCCGGCCGCGAAGCGCCCGUUCAUCACCUUUUUGGAGGAGCACCGCGCGCUCGAGCAGCUGCACCUGCUCGGGUACCAGCCGAGCGUGUCCGCGCCGGACCUGCUCGCGGCCGUGCACCGCGGCGCGCUCGCGGGCGUCGCCGCGUUCAGCGGGACGCUCGACCAGGUGCAGGCGCUCCCGCAUCGCGCUGCGCUGCGCGCGCUGUGCGUGACGGACCCGAUAUUGCUGCGCGAGAGCACGCCGCUCGCGGUCGCGGGCGUGCUGCAGACGCUGCCCGCGCUCGCGUCGCUCACGAUCGCGUUCGUGCUCGAGCACGGGUACGACAACGGCGGGAUGCUGCGCACGCUCGUCGCCGCGUGCCCGCACCUGCAGCACCUCGACCUCACCUGCGCGCGCAAGCCCUCCUUCACCAUCGACGCAUUCUCGCGCACGAUCCGCCCGCUGUGCAAGCUGACCUCGCUCACGCUGCGCAUCAUCAAGUCCCCCGCCGAAGAGCCCCUCGCGCAGUGCGGCGCGACGCUCGCGCGCACGAACCCGCGCCUGCGCGCCUUCUCCGUGCAGUUCACCGCCGCCUCGGGCGCGCACGCCCUCGCCGCGCCCACCCCCGCGCGCUCCUCCAUGUUGGGCAUGUACGGCGCGGAGGCGAGCGCGGGGGUGGGCACGGAGGCGGGCACGGAGGCGGCGCUGGGCCCGGGCGUGCGCGAGGCGGCCGACUUUGAGCUCGCGACGGACCACCACGGGCUGCCGAUCGCGCUGCGCGUCUCCGAGCGGCGGCGGCGGCGCGGCGCGUGGGCGUGGGCGGGGCGAGCGGCGGGGCGCGGCGCGUGGGCGGUCGCGCGCUACGCGGUCGAGAUGCGGCCGACGGGGCACCCCGGGCGGGGCGGCGCGGGGCGCGCGGGGAUCGCGGGGAUCGCGGGGCUGCUGGUGGAGCGCAGCGCGGCGGGGGAGGAGGCGCGGUUGUUGUGUUCGAGCGUCGUGCUCGUUGCGCUCGCGAUGUGGAGCUGGGCCGCGUUUUGAGAGGCGGGCCGCGCGGCGGGCCCUCCGUCCCUCCGUCCCUCCCCUCCGUCCUUUUUUUUUCUUUUCCCACUUUUGUGGCGUUGUCGGAUAGACGGCGCGCGCGCGCGCGUGUGUGGAGUGUGUGUGGAUACGGUAUAGACUAAUUUGUGGGCGCGUCUGGCGUCUUGCUCGGCCCGUG
Heterobasidion irregulare TC 32-1 is the source of this 2023-nucleotide messenger RNA. RefSeq lists its product as uncharacterized. Lineage: Eukaryota; Fungi; Basidiomycota; Agaricomycetes; Russulales; Bondarzewiaceae. The coding region runs from base 1 to 1845 and encodes 614 amino acids. The transcript is spliced from 6 exons. The record is from RefSeq and is a predicted model, not a curated record.